Molecule: messenger RNA, 970 nt
Organism: Leptopilina heterotoma
Lineage: Eukaryota; Metazoa; Arthropoda; Insecta; Hymenoptera; Figitidae
Exons: 3
Coding region: 322-798 (158 amino acids)
Source: RefSeq, a predicted model, not a curated record
AAUUCUUUUAUUUAACUUAGACUAUUAGACGUGUAUCUGAUUUUCCUCUAACAUUUUAAUUUGCAAAUUGCAAUGUAUUUUUCAAAAAUUACAGUAUUUCUGAAAAAGUUUCCGUAUUUAUUUGCCACGUGUGCAUAAUUUAUUAAUGAUUUGCAAUAAGUUUUAUUUUCACAUUAUCUUAUCUGUGUAACUGAGUUGUUGAAUUCUAAACACAGUUUAUUUAAUGCUCUUCUGCGUUCACUUUGUGGAAAGUGUGCAUUGUCAUAUUUAUAACAUUUGUCUAGUGUGUGUUUAAAAGUUCAUUGAAAGUAAUAACAGACAAUGAAGAAUUUAAAUCGUUCCUUGACUUUAAUCCUGAUAAGUGCUGGAAUUAUUGUUUCCGCAUUAAGAUUCAUAGAACCACUCGAUGGAAUUAUAAGAUCAAAAUACGGUGUUGGUUUGGGAGACCUAAAACCAAAAUGCGAUAGUAAGGGACCUAGUUUACAUAAUGAAUUAGUUGACCUACAAUCCCAAGAAUCAGAGAUCAGAUCUCAAUUAACAGGUGCUUUAAUUGCUAAAAACAAAGCAGAAGGACGUUUAACAGAUCCUGAAUUUAAACAAUGGAUGCAAGACAAUUGUUUAUCAAACGCGACUCUGAUUACCAUUUCCCAAGUAGCAAUAGACAAGGCGCAACUUUGUGUCGAUCCUAAUCAACGUUUACAAGGAGCAGAAGUAGAUAAAGCAAAAGAAGAGCUUCUCCAAAGAUUAUGUGGCGCUGUAUCACUAUCGGCAAAAUGGGUCAUCAUGAACAAUUUGUGAUUCGAAAAAGAAGUUCUAAAUCUUUUCUUCUGAACCAAUUUUAAAUUAGAAACAUUAACACCGAAACUAUAUUUCAAGAUAAAAUUUAGAUUUCUAAAAAUAUCUGUUUAAAUUACUGUACGACGUCAAAAAAUAAAUUUGUAAAAUAAAUUUGUAUACUUAACGAAUCAAA